Messenger RNA from Spizellomyces punctatus DAOM BR117, 1973 nucleotides. RefSeq lists its product as uncharacterized. Bases 218 to 1585 code for a protein of 455 amino acids. NCBI's taxonomy places the organism in Eukaryota, Fungi, Chytridiomycota, Chytridiomycetes, Spizellomycetales, Spizellomycetaceae. Gene Ontology annotation, biological process: mitochondria-nucleus signaling pathway; negative regulation of transcription by RNA polymerase II; regulation of nitrogen utilization. Gene Ontology annotation, cellular component: cytoplasm. The transcript is spliced from 2 exons. The record is from RefSeq and is a predicted model, not a curated record.
GUGUUUAUCUCUCGCUCUCGUAUUUUAGACUUGUGACCUUUUUUUUCUUCUUCUUCUUGAACGAUGCUUCAAGUCUUUUCCCCUUUCUCCUUCUUCUUCUAGACUUACUUGCAAUUUACAGUUACGGUACUUACGGACGACAAUUACCGAGGGCAAUUACGACAACGAACAAGAGAAACGCUUUACAGACAAGACUGACAGAAAACAGAACGUAGACAUGCCUGGACAAUUGGCGGAACCCGUCUUGACGGUCGCCUUUAACAACAUUCAGAAACUCACUUCCAUUGACGAGUCAGACUUGCAAACAAUAUGGAAUGUCUUUACAAAGUGCAAGGACAAUUUGGAAAAUGGCCGGCGCUUGGAAAACAUUAGCUGGAGACUGUGGUAUCGCUCCUGUCAUGGCCACUCACCAAAGGAAGACGCUUCUCCCCUCCACAUUCCCAAUGUUCAACAACCCAAAUCCCAAAAAUCCCCGCACGUCUCUCCCGAAUCCUUUAACAGACUAUUGAAAAAAGCAGUCGAGGACUCGAAAAACACCACCACCGCACGCAAAGAAUCGACUGCGAAUUUGGCCCAACUAAAGGCUGAUGCCGCAGCAUCCAUCCUUCAGGAACAGCAACAGCAGCAACAACAACAACAACAACAACAACAACAACCAGAGCAACAACCAGAACAACCACAAGGAGAAUUGUGGCAGCAACCACCUUCACAACAAGACCCGCAUCUACCCGUGGCUGCCCUCGUCCUCACUCCCCCUGCUGCUCGCGUUGCACCGCCUCCACCCGCCGCUGCCAUCCAACGCUGUAAUUCUGCCGCAGCCAUCCUUAAACCUCAACCCACCCGAACCUACGCCGCACCACUUGUUCCCGCUCACCACCCACAGGCGCGCAUCUCUCCUGCCGUUCUCCCAUAUCGCGCUCUCCCACCCAGCGCACUCGGCCCACGUCCACAACCCACUGCAGUGCAUCCAAAUAAUGACCGGCCCAAAGUGAAGUUUUUCAUUUCAGAGAGUCACUCUCCGGAUACCCCUGAACGUCUUCCUCAACGCCGCCCUCUUCCUGCUCGAUCCAAUCUCUCUACAUGUACUAGUAUUACAACAAGAAAUCCCGUGACAGCAGCAGCAGCACCACAAACAACAGCGGCAACUCAAGGCUAUGAUUCUGAUGACGAUUUCAGUGACUCGGAUUUUUCAGAUUUCUCAGACUCUGAAGACUAUAGUGAUGAUGAGUCGGACGAGCCUAGCUCAACGGACGCGCCCGUCUCACUCUUUCGCAAAGUGGACAUUUACUCGCAGAGCGCUGCCGCCAGAACAGUCACACCCAAGCGAUCUCUCCUCUCUGUUGCGCUCAAAGAAGGCUCCGCUCUGAAACGUGCAAAGCCAUCACAGUUUCGCAACCUAAACGCCAUGGGACGCCCAUCAAGAGACGAGUGUGAAACUACAUCAGCAGGCACAACAUCCGAGCUGUCACAGAGUUUACGUGAGAAUUUAGAGUGCGAGCGUCGCAUGAUGCCCUACAAUAUGCGAUUUGCCCGCGGUGUGCAUGCGGGAGCUGCAUCGGCGUUUAAUGAGGAAGGCUAUUGGUGAAGAGGAAGAAUUUGGAAGACAAACAAAAGAUACUGAUAGACAAAGAAGUGUCGCUCCGUUUUUUUUUUUCUUUACGGUCGUAAUGGAAUGGAAUAGAAAAUGUUGAUGCGCAGUGUUUGUAUUGGUGUGUUUGAUAUGUCUCAUCAUUAUGAUGUGCAAAGGGAGGGUUUGCUGGUUGGGAAAAGCUAUGCGCAUGGUGUUUUGGUGAUGGGAUGGGAUGAGAGACGAGAUGCGACGAGAUGUGAUGUGGAUGAGGGACAAUUUGGGUGUUACUUUUUUGUACAUACGAGUUUUUUUUUGUGGUGUGUGUGUGUCUGCAUGUGUUGGAAGCUUUUUGUUUUUACGAAUACUGUAAUACCCAAAACAUGAAUUUGCUCGAAAAUAUCCC